Saccostrea echinata is the source of this 7171-nucleotide messenger RNA. Its product is annotated as cytoplasmic polyadenylation element-binding protein 2-like. The coding region runs from base 122 to 2035 and encodes 637 amino acids. Gene Ontology annotation, biological process: negative regulation of cytoplasmic translation. The transcript is spliced from 8 exons. The record is from RefSeq and is a predicted model, not a curated record. Gene Ontology annotation, cellular component: neuron projection; cytoplasm; synapse. Gene Ontology annotation, molecular function: mRNA 3'-UTR binding; ribosome binding; mRNA regulatory element binding translation repressor activity. Lineage: Eukaryota; Metazoa; Mollusca; Bivalvia; Ostreida; Ostreidae.
CGGAAAUGAAGGGCAGUGGGCCAAAAUACGCAGAAGAGCAGAUCCGAGCCAUCAGGAGCAGACGUGGCGGACGAGGAACAUUGUAACUCCCCCUUCCAACCAUAUUUACGUUAUUUUAUUGAUGGGGGAUUACGGAGUUGCAGUUGCCACUAACAUCGGAGGAUUUUCGUCGCUGAAUUCAAAGAACAUUUUACAAAGUAAGUCCAUAUUUAACCCUGAUCCGCGUACAAUGCAAGAUGAAAACAUACACGAGAAAACCACAUCUCAGCAUCAGCAACUCACACAAGUCGUGGCAGAAAACGGAAAUGUACAUGGUUCGGAAAUCAGAAACAAAUCGGAUGCAAGUACUUUAUCAGAAGAGAAGAAAGCCGAUUUAUUGACUUCUGUGAGCUCUACACAGGCGCACGGUACCGUUAUGGAGACUAUUUCGUCAACAGCUGUUGUGUCAUCAGGGACUUCUGGCUCAAGCUUAUGGACAAACCAGCCUUCUGAGGAAACUGUAAUACCGGCAUACCACUCACUUAACGGGACUUUAACAAUGUCUCAGUUUCCAGCGGUUCAUAAUAACUUCUACAGUGCAGGAAUUGCCACCCAUAUGGGGUUAAAUAUGACACAGCAACCUCCACCUCCCCAAAGGAGAGCGAUAACAGGGCAUCAUAACUUCCCAGCUCGUCAACAACAGCCAGGAAUACUGAUCAACAACAAUUCUAAGGGCUACCCAAACUGGAGCAAUGCUCCACAGUGGUCCCACUCCCAGGGCCAGGGCCAAUCAUGGGGAAAUAUUCACUCCACGCAACACCAGAGGCGGUCCGUGCCAAACUUCCCCUCCUCACUCAAUACAGCAUCUUUUCAGAUGAAGAAGUCCCCUGUGUCGUACCAACAGCAGAUCACCAACACUGCUCCCCUAAUAGCUCCCUCCCGAUUCCGUAGGAGCACUUCAUUUCCCGGUCAAAUGCACCAGGCCACAAUGCUAAAACCAGGUCUGGAGAUUGGAAGUGUUGAUGAUACACACAGAGAGUCUAUGUUAUCAUACCAGGACAGGAGUAACUCGUAUGACAGUAUGAGGUUUUCGAACUUUGAGAAUCAGCUCCUUGACAUCAUGAGGAAUUCUGGGGAUCAUGCAGAUCCACUCAAAGGAAAGCCAACAUUUGGAUUUGGAGAACUAGAUGAAGAGACACUGGAUCCGAAUUUGUCUGUACUGGGGUGUGGACCGCGGGGAUCACCUGGGUCCCAGGGGGAGAGGAUUGAGCGCUUCUCUAGAAAGGUGUUUGUAGGUGGACUUCCUCCUGACAUUGAUGAAGAGGAAAUUACGGCUGCAUUCAGAAGAUUUGGGCCCCUGGUUGUGGACUGGCCCCACAAAGCAGAAAGUAAAUCCUACUUUCCUCCAAAAGGCUACUGUUUCCUGUUAUUUCAAGAUGAGGUGUCUGUCCAGGCUCUGAUAGAACACUGUAUUGUGGAUGAUGAGAAGCUGUAUUGGUGUGUCUCCAGUCCCACAAUGAAAGACAAACCAGUCCAGAUAAGACCUUGGAGCCUGAGUGAUUCUGAUUUUGUGAUGGACGGGUCACAACCUCUGGAUCCUCGUAAAACUAUAUUUGUAGGGGGCGUUCCCAGGCCAUUAAGAGCAGUGGAGCUGGCCAUGAUCAUGGAUCGUCUGUAUGGUGGCGUCUGUUAUGCAGGGAUAGACACUGAUCCGGAGCUAAAAUAUCCCAAGGGGGCGGGGCGUGUGGCCUUCUCCAAUCAGCAGAGUUAUAUUGCUGCCAUUAGUGCUAGAUUUGUACAGCUCCAGCAUGGAGAAAUAGACAAGAGGGUGGAGGUGAAGCCGUAUGUUUUGGAUGAUCAGAUGUGUGACGAGUGCCAGGGAUCCAGGUGUGGGGGUAAAUUUGCCCCAUUUUUCUGCGCCAAUGUCACCUGUCUACAGUAUUACUGUGAGCAGUGCUGGGCUCAGAUUCACUCUCGCCCGGGACGCGAGUUCCACAAACCUCUCGUCAAGGAGGGAGCUGACAGACCCAGGGCAGUUCCAUUUCGCUGGUGUUAGAACAAAAGUCGACAAGCUUUUUCUUCAAAAGAAUUAAAACUUGUAGAUGUAUUUAGUCCAGAUUUAAUAUAUUAUUUAUUUAUUGAAUUUUUAUCUUGUUAAUGUUUAUUUUUGUCAGUGCUGGAUGUGGCUAUUGGUUAAGGUAGCCAUUAAAAACGUUCCCUUGCCAACUAUUUAUUACAGAUUGUCUCUAGCCAGAGCAUUCCAUAGGAAAUCUAGCAGUUUUAACAAUAUCCCAACCUUUUUAUACAGGUGUUUUCCCUUUUUUUAUUCACGAGAGAAAAAGAUGACCAGUUAAAUAUUUUUCCACGAAUAAUAUCAUAAUUAAAGCAAUAUAUAUCACACAUGCAAUCUGUGUUCAUGAAUUUUGUAAUUUUUCCAUCAUGCACGUUGUGUAUUUAAUGAAGAAUAUGAAGUUUUUUUUAUAAUCAGUAGAUCACUAGGUGGAUAGAUUUUUUUUUCUACUUUUGUGACCUUUUUAAGCUAGAGACAAUCCAGCUAUUUAUAUCUGGUUCUCUGAUUUUGUACAGUGUGAUUCUAUUCUAGUCAAUGUCUUGUAUGUUUGUUCUGGUCAGUGUUGCUGUUAAUCCUUGUUAUUUAUAAACAAAAACUACAGAAACAUGUUGCAGGGAUUUGUGACAAAAAAGAAAACUUUUCAGAAUUCAGCAUUUUGAUUUUUUUUACCGUUUAUAUAACUGUUUUAUACUUUUAUUGCUGAUUAAGAGUUACUAGUUAUUGCAUGCUGUUUUUUUUUGUUUAAUUAGUUUGAUAUAUUUUUUUUUUUCAAUUAAAUAUUUGCUAUGUUGUAUGAAUUUUCUGUGAUUUACCAUAUUUAUGUCAUUUCUUGUUGCGGCCAGUGGAGAGUUUCCCUGGAGAUGUGGGAUUUUAUUGGGCUUAUUUUUUAUCCUACCCCCCAUGAUUAGUCACAUACUGUACUGGCUUGUAGUCAUGUUUUCCAGGAUAGUUUUCUGCAUACCAUUUAAACCGGUACUAACUGUAUAUAGCACUAUAAAAAAUAUUGUUUAAAAAAAGGGCCUCAUGUACUCACAGAUAUAAAUUUGCUCUCUUUUUUCACAUUUUUGAUUAAUUAUUUUUUGCAGUCACUAGCUUUUGGUUGUGGUUCCUCUAUAUGAUCUAGUUAUUCAUUUUUUGCUCAACAACAGUGUAUAAUAGAGAAAACUAGUUUGUUACACUUAUUUUUUUAUGAUCUUUUUUUUAGUUAUUAGCUGUCAUAAUUCAUCUUAGCCAUCACCCAGUGUAAUCAUGUAGUCACUCCAAUUUUUAUUGUUUUAUAUAUUCCAGAUAUUUUUCACAUAUCACCCAGCUUCCGCUUUGUACAUUCUGCAAAAAAGAAAAAAAUACAAAAAAGGCUUCUCAUCCUUAUCCUUUUUAUGGAAAACUAUAUAUAUUCUUUUUGUAUAAAUUGUACAUUCACUACUUCCAUUGUUUUUUUCCUCUUUUUUUAUAAUUGUAAAAAUAUAUAAAGAAUUUGAACAAUAUAAGAAAUAACAUGCACUUUUUUCACAAUGUAUUUUUUUAAUUUUCAGUAAGCCAAAUAAAUCUGUAAUAUAUUUUAUUAUCAACUUACAAAUUUCACCGUCAAUCAAACUCUGUGUUGUCUCAUGUCACAACAAUGCAAGCUGUUUGCCAGGACCGACAUUUUGUACCAAUUCCUCAGAGUUUUUUUAUAGUAUGACUUUUUGCUAUAGAUGUCAUCACUUUUAGAAAUCAAUACUAUUAAGAUUUAAAUUGUUUGUGAGGUAGUAUGAUGUAAUUUGUUUUGUUUUUGUUUACAGGUGCUAGUUUUAAGAUAAGAAUUAUUGAUGUUUGUUUUCCUCUGUAAUAUUUUAAGUGUAUUUUCUUUUUACUGUUAGUUCAGGAGAGGCACUUUUUUGUACAACAUGAUUAAAACUACAAGGAGCUGCUGAUACAGGAGACAGAAUUACUAAUUACAUGUAAAUGUUAAAUGACUUAGUCGAGCAGAGGGGAAAUCAAAUUUAUCUGUUGGUCUAGACUUAGGUACUGUUUUUUAACAACACUUGUAUUGUUAGUGGAGUUUUAUAAUAACGGGGGCAACAUUAUUGUAUAUGUACCAUACAAAGAUUAAGUAAAUCAAAAGAAGGUCAAAGGAAGUAUGGAUAAGGUACGAGGUGUUCCAAGUUAUUAAUAGUGCCAGAUGGUGACUGUAAAAUGUGUUCCUUUGUAAAGUUUAUGAGCAUGCCCAGUGGUAACAGCCAACUGUGAUUCUGUAUUCUAAAAACCAGUUGUUAGUUAAAGUUCAGGUGGAUAAUCAAGAUAUUACUGGUAAUGGGGUGUUGGUUUUCAGCGGGGGGCGUGAGACUUCCUGUUUAACAGUGUAACAGCCUACCUCAGUUAAUGAUCUGAUGUCCAUAAAUACCUCACCGCACUGUAACCCUUCUACUGACCAGUAAUUCUGACCAUUCAAUACAAUAUACCCUACAACAGUGGUCAUUCCUUUGUGGAGCUCCUUGUUUAUCAAUUUACUCCAUUCAGACUUAUAAUAAUUGUGUUUCCUCAUAACACUCUAUAAAUAUAAUAAAUUUAGUCUGUGUCUACUGCAGCAAAUGGCCCACCCAAAAAUGACCACUUGUAUGGUAUAGAAGCCCCUCCCCUAUAGUACAGGAUCUCCCCCUCGCUGAAAGCAAACACUGCUAAGUCUUUCAUGUAAAGAGUGCCACUGUGUCAAUGAUAUGAUUUGGUUUGUACCUAGCUCAUAUUGUGCUGGGGAUACCAGAGUCUGAUAUAGAAUUUUAAUGAGAAGGGACUUCCAGGUAAUGGAGGAAUUGGAUUUGGUUGAGUUGUUUCUUGGUAAUAGUAGUCCGUUUUUCUGUUUGUUAUUCCUUUUGUUUACAUUUUUUAAUACAACAGUUAUUACUUUUUUAUUGGAAUGAGUGUCUCUUAUUAAUCAGAUAAGAAAAUCUAUAAGUGCUUCUCUUCAAGUGGCUCUUCAGAAUUUUAUUUGUUGAACAGAGCACAACAGAUCUCGGUAUUCAGCCGUGACAGCUCCUAUAGAUUUUCUUUCAUUUUAUAAUGGAAACUGGUAUUUUUAUAUUUUUUAGUUCAAAGAUAUUUAUACUUUUAUAUUUUAUAAAAAAAAAAAAAAAGAAGAAUUUUGCACGAGUCCUAAGUAUGGUGUUGUUUCCAUGUAGACUUCAUAGUUUAUUAGAUUCUGCGAGUGAUACUUUAUGAAAAGGAUACAGUGUGUGUUUGUCAUUAGGAAUGGAUUCGAAGAUAAACCUCAUCUUUGUGAAAUUAAAUGUUUGCCUUGAAAUCUGUAGAGUAUGAUGAAGCUUCAGCACUUUUUAUAUCUUGUUUAAAACACAGCAGUUUUUCAUCAAUUAGUCACUCAGCUGCAAUUUUUCAUCAGAUUCAACUUGAAUUAAAAAUAUGGGUAUAAGGUUUUAUCAUUGCUGCCAAAAUUAUACUUGCCAGAACAGCAAAGUCAUUUGUUUUUUAAUCAUCACUGGAAAAAGAUGAAAAAAAAAUUUGUGGGUCUAUCAUUUCCGAGAACUAGUCACUUAGAUCUGUGUUUAGAUAGAAAACCACUCCCGUGGUGAUGGGGUAUGAUAUUUCUGUUGUGCAAUAACUUUUUUAUUCAGUUAGAUUAUUAUGGGCAAAGAAAGGCAGUGGAUUUUCAUAUUUCAGUUUAAAUAACAAUUGUAUCUGUAAAUUCUUGACAACAUUAUAUCUUAUUUUAAUACAUUAGUUAUAGUUAUUUAUGGUAGAAAAUCAAUUCAUUUUGGUACCUGCCUCAUAGGACUUCAAGUUUUUAUGAGCUUUUCUGAUUAAUGUUUGUUGUCUGUCGAGUUAGAUAUAUUCAUUUUUUUUUUAUUUUUAGAAAAGCCUUAGUAUAUGUUACAGUUGAAAAAAUUAUACAUUCUUACAAAGGAACUGGGGAGUAUUAAAAUAUGGCAAAGGAAGAAUUCAAAAUGUACGUUGUGAAAGAAAUCUAUCAUUUAUGGAAGCGUGCAGGACAAAAUUAAAAAAAAAACUUUUUACAAUGUCGCUUUGAAUAGUGUUUGAAGGGAGAACGUUUCCUUUUAUUUUUGUUUUGUCAAAAUAACAACAGAAAAUUGAGAUUAAAAUGAAAUUCAAACAAUUUGAGCACAAUAUAUUAGGCAAAAUUUGAAACAAACUAUUAUUAGGAUAAAAAAAAUGUAAAUAAAAUAAUUUUUUAAAAUGUAGUUAUUGCCCUUACGAAAGAUCUGUUGGUCUUUAAGCAUUCAUGAUUUAUCAUUUCUUCCCAAUAACAUCUGCAGAGCUGUGAAAAUUCCAUGUUAAUACAGGAUUUUAGUUUCAAAAUGUGGAUUACAGUUCGACCUCUGUAAAUUAUGCUUCAUUGUUAUGCUCAGAAUUAAUUUUUUUAGACAGAUUAAUAUUCUGAUUAUCAUUUAUGCUUGAUAGUUCCUGACAAAACAAAUAAUAGAGAAAUAAUCAAAAAUGGUUUAUCUUUUAAUUUUAUCGAAUUAUACAUUAGAAAGAAUUGUGAUCGAAAAGCAGACCACAACAAAUUACUGAAAACUGCAAAAUGGGUAAACGCCUCUGCAUCUGCCAAAUGUCUAACUAUUACACUUCAUCUCGCUAUGUGUUCCUUCCUGACUCCUAUAAACUAAAAUCAUCCUACCAUCCAAUGACCAUUUCACGGGUCAAGGUAUCAGGACGUACAUAUAUAUGUUACAUUUUGUUGUUUUGGUUGAAGGUGAGCAUUGUGACCUAUGGACCUAUUGUAAUUUUGUUAUUGUUUUGAAUCUAUUUUUGGAUUAUUUCCUCCCUCCUUCCCAUUUCUUGUCCAGUUGCCUGUUGCUUUUGUUCAGUAUUAUUGUACUACAUCUAUAAUACUUUCCCAUAUAACGCCAAUCAUUACAUUAUAGAAGACACUGAUUAAGUGACCCAAACAAAACAUGUGGGAUUUAUUGCAAUUGAUUGGACUAUUACUCCAGUAACGUUUCUUGUGCAUGUGUAGUUUUUGACCAAUUUCAUACAUGUUGUGUUUUGUAUAAUGGGAAGUUUUCAAAGUUAUUUUGUUUAAAGUUAUUAACUGAUCCUGAAGUUUCUAUGUUUUUUAAUAAAGCUAAGUCAUUCUUUUAUAAUAAUAAAUAUGAAUGGUGUUGUUAA